CUUGUUCUUAAAUCAAUGGCUGGGCAGUAAAAUGUACUUGGAGUUGCAGGUGUUGUCAUAGCUUCUCUUUUGGGGCUUGUUUCAUUGUACUACUACAAUUCCCUUGUAAUAUUCAAGGGACUGAGCAAGCUAAAAAGACCAGCUCCCAUGGAGUUUCCAAGGGAAAAAUGUGUAAACGAAGCUGAAAAUCAUGAGGCUGGUGGGACUAUAGAUGUAAUCAUAGUCGGUGCUGGUGUUGCUGGUGCUGCUCUUGCUUAUUCUCUUGGAAAGGAUGGACGUCAAGUUCGAGUGAUCGAGAGGGACCUAAACGCGCCUAACCGAUUCGUCGGCGAAGUACUAAUGCCAGGGGGAUACCUCAAGUUAAUUGAGUUAGGCCUGGAGGAUUGUGUUGAUGAGAUUGAUGCUCAGAAAAUAGCGGGUUAUGUUAUAUACAUGGAUGAAAAGGAAGCCCCCAUAACUUUUCCUCUUGAACAAUUUAAUCCCCAUGUUGCUGGAAGAACUUUUCAUAAUGGUCGUUUCGUUCAGAAGUUGAGGAGCAAAGCUGCAUCUCUUCACAAUGUGAGUCAAGAACAAGGGACUGUGACAUCUUUGGUUGAAGAAAAUGGGACUGUCAAAGGAGUGCACUACAAGGACAAGAGUGGUCGACUGCUGACGGCUUACGCGCCGCUCACUGUCGUCUGCGACGGUUGUUUCUCGAAUUUGAGACGGUCCCUCAGCGACCCCAAGGUUGAGGUCCCCUCUUAUUUUGUUGCUUUUCCUCUGAUGAACUGCAAGCUCCCGAAUGAAAAUUAUGCAGCUGUUGUGAUAGCAGAUCCUUCGCCUUUCGUCUUCUAUCCUGUUAGCAGCACUGAACUUCGCUGCAUGGUUGACAUUCCUAGUCAGAAUUUGCCUUCUGUUUCCGGUGGUGAAAUGGCACAUUACUUGAGAACUCGGGUGGCUCCUCAGGUUUUCCCUCAACUGUACACCGCUUUUGUGUCUGCAAUAGAGAAGAAGGAUAACAUAAGAGUGAUGCAGAACAAGAUCAUGGCAGCCGCCCCGCGCCGGAUUCCCGGUGCGCUUUUGAUCGGUGACGCACUCAACGCGCGUCACGCUUUAACCGGAGGGGGCAUGACUGUGGCGCUAUCGGAUGUUGUUCUACUCAGGGACCUUCUGAGACCCUUGCAUGAUCUAUCCGAUGCAUCCGCCGUUUGCGAAUAUCUCGAGUCCUUUUACACAUUGAGGAAGCCGAUGUCGUCUACAAUCAACACGCUGGCUAAUGUCCUACAGAAGGUGUUCAGGGCAUCCUCUGAUCCUACAAUGCAAGACGUGCAGCAUGCAUUUUUUGGGUACUUGAGACUUGGAGGGACAUUUUCACAUGGAGUCUCGGCUAUGCUCUCCGGUUUAUGGCCUCGUCCGCUAGGUUUAGCCUUUCAUUUCCUCGCCAUAGCAACAUACGGUGUCGGCCGGCUGUUACUUCCGUUCCCGACUCCGAAACGCUUGUGGAACGGAACUAAACUCCUUUGGGUUGCAUUAAGUAUUCUUUUGCCCUUCAUAUGGUCCGAAGGAGUGAGAAAAAUGUUCUUCCCCCUAACUGUGCCUGCAUACUAUAGGACUCCCCCCGCCAAUAAUAAGAACAGAAAAGUAUGAGAAGAAACUUCGUGGAUUUAUCGACCACCAUAUAAUAUCUAUGUAAUUUCAGUUCUUUUUUAUAAUAAAGUUUUUAUAUAUAUAGUAUCAA
Hibiscus syriacus is the source of this 1717-nucleotide messenger RNA. Its product is annotated as squalene monooxygenase SE2-like. The transcript is spliced from 8 exons. The record is from RefSeq and is a predicted model, not a curated record. Gene Ontology annotation, molecular function: flavin adenine dinucleotide binding; squalene monooxygenase activity. Lineage: Eukaryota; Viridiplantae; Streptophyta; Magnoliopsida; Malvales; Malvaceae. Gene Ontology annotation, biological process: sterol biosynthetic process. The coding region runs from base 148 to 1626 and encodes 492 amino acids. Gene Ontology annotation, cellular component: membrane; endoplasmic reticulum.